AUCAAAAUCCCCUCUCUGGUUCUCCCGCACCAGAAGCAACUCAAAAUCUAUCAACUUUUCCGCUGAGCGGAUCUCGCCGAAAUCCCUGUCCUUACAAUUGCCGGUGCAUUCUCCGGCCAAUUGGUGACGGGACUAUCUUCGAUCUCCUGUGUAAAAAAGAAAAAUAUCGUAAGCUUGAGGUGGGCUAUUAGUUUCUGCUCAAAUUGCUGUUUUUGCUUAAACCAGGACUUGAAGAAAUUUGUAGAACUGUUUGGUUUCAAGCUAGAAGUAUCAAUAGCUCACUGCAAAUAAAAGAAAAAGAAACUAGAAAUGAAUUUUGGUUUUGCAGUCGAAACUAUUAAUCUAAAAUUCAUGAAGUCUGAUCGUAGACAAAUGGAUUGUAGCAUUUCAUCAGCAUACAAAUCCCUUUAAUAACUUAAGAGAAAUUCUUGGAAUUGGAUACUUUCAAACAUCAUUUGAAGUUUACAUUGUGGCUUUUUAGCUUGACUACUUUCUCCUUCUUUGGCAUUAAAAGAACAGCAUAAUUAUUUGGUGUAGAUUGGUUCCAGUAAUUCUUGUCAAAUUGUGCACUAAUAAGAAGUUGUUGGAUGUUGUAAUUCUGCAUGGCUCACUUAAUGGAGGGAACUAAAGAUACAGAAGAGGGAUAGUGAUUAAAGACGUAAAGUUUAAUGGGCUUUUUUAUUUUGCACAUAUCUUGGUUACUAUUAAGAAGUUAAACCUAUUGAUUAAAAUGUUUCAUUUUUGGUUACAUACUUGGCAAGGACUGAGGAUAUUAUUCUGCUCUUAUUGUUCUUUUAUGGAUGUGAUAAGGGACUUCUUUCUUUAUUUUCAUACUUUGUUUGGUAGUCUUUCCAGAAUCAAGGUUUUUGGAUGGCAAAAAGUGCCGAGUCAAUAAAUGAUGGUGAGAUUAAUUAUGAUUCAUCUAGAAUUGAGAUGAAGCGUUCUCAUCAGUGGUUUAUGGAUGGUUCUGAGGUAGAACUAUUUUCCAACAAGAAACAAGCAGUAGGAGUUCCAACCAACAACUUAUUUACAGGAAUGAUAAAUUCAAAUGUUUCUCAAUGGGGAAAUGCUUCUAGUUUUCAGUCAAUGUCUGGCCAUUUUUCUGAACGGUUAUUUGAUUCUGAUAUAGCAAGGACUGCUAAUUUUGAUGACAGAAACAUUUCAUUGGUUAGCUCAGAAAAGUUUACUAUGGGGAGGAAGGUCAAUGAGGAUCCAUUUGGGAAUGAUUCCUCAUUUAAUUUAUCUAUGUCUCACACGCUGGAAGAUCCUAGAUCAAGUUUAAAUUGUAGUGGGAUUAGAAAAGUGAAAGUUAGCGAGGUCAAGGAAUCUGAGAAUAUCAUGCAUUUACCAAUGGAACAUGACUACAGUAGGGUGGAUAGCGAUAAUAUGUCAACUUCUAAUGCUUAUGAUAAGGGUGAAAAUACCAUAUCAAUGGAUCUUGCUUAUAACAAAGGGGGCGGCCACAUCAUGCCUGUGGGUGAAACCUAUGACAGGGAGAGUAACAUUUUCAUUUCAAUGGGACAACCCUAUAGCAAGGGAGAUGACAACAUAACGAUGAGUCAAACAUACAAAGAUAAUAAUAAUACCAUGGCAAUGGGUCACACAUUUAGUAAGGGUGACAACAAUAUCAUAUCUAUGGGUCAAACCUUCACGCCAGAUGAAAACACCAUGUCAAUGGGGCACCUUUUCAGCAAAGGCAAUGACAGUACUGUUUUAAUGGGUCAUACAUACAACAAACGCAACAACAAAAAUUUGUCAGUUGGUCAGUCUUUUAAUAAAAGAGAGAGUACUAUGAUAUCCUUUGGUGGCUAUGAUGACGACGAUACAAGUCCCUCAGGACAGCUCAUAUCCAAUUAUGACUUGUUGAUGGCUCAUUCUUCUCUUCAGAAUUCAGAAGUAAUAAAUGAGAAAGAUGUAGUCAAUUCACAUGUGGAUGCACAUGCAUCUGCUGUCCAUACAACUGCCUCUGGAACUGAAAAUACUUCUAAGAAGAAAGAGGACCUAAAAGCAUCUAAGAAGGCGCCUUCAAAUAACUUCCCUUCAAAUGUUAGAAGUUUACUGUCCACUGGAAUGCUGGAUGGAGUUGCUGUAAAGUAUAUAGCAUGGUCACAGGAGAAGGAGCUUUGUGGUGUUAUAAAAGGUUCUGGAUAUUUAUGUGGCUGUCAGACAUGCAAUUUCUCUAAGGUAAUUAAUGCCUAUGAAUUUGAGCGACAUGCUAAUUGUAAAACAAAACACCCCAAUAAUCACAUAUAUUUUGAGAAUGGGAAGACCAUCUAUGGCAUUGUCCAAGAGCUAAGAAGCACUCCUCAGAGUAUGCUUUUUGAAGUUAUUCAGACAAUAACUGGAUCACCUAUCAACCAGAAGUCCUUUCAUCUUUGGAAAGAAUCAUUUCUAGCUGCGACCCGUGAACUUCAACGAAUUUAUGGAAAAGAUGAAGGGAAACCGUUAUAAAAAAAAAGAAGCCUUGUUCAAGUUGUAAGGUAGGACCAUUUUUGUGUUGUGCAUACAAGUGAUCUUUUUGGCUACACCUUGUAUUGGUUAAGGUGGCGGUGCUACUAACUUGAGAUCAUUGGGUGUUUGCAAAAUUGGAGACCAAUGAGCAAAGGAAACUUUUAAUCUUGUCACUGGAUUUAUUAAAGCAGCACAUAGCCCAGAUGCUGAAGGGCAAAUGAAAUUCAAAAAUAUGUGCUACUUGUUAACGGAAGGAAUCUUUUUUGUAACUUUCCUGUGGUGAUUUCCUUCUUGGUAUUCUUUAUCACCAUAACAGGUUUCUCCUUUUUUGAAUGAGUAGAUUACAUUUUACAGAA
This is a messenger RNA of Hevea brasiliensis (rubber tree), 2807 nucleotides long. RefSeq lists its product as uncharacterized. The transcript is spliced from 6 exons. The coding region runs from base 871 to 2451 and encodes 526 amino acids. The record is from RefSeq and is a predicted model, not a curated record. Lineage: Eukaryota; Viridiplantae; Streptophyta; Magnoliopsida; Malpighiales; Euphorbiaceae.